AUGCAGCAGGUUUUUCAAGAGGACGCCACACGGGGCGGGGGGGUCAAGCCACUCAUUCGCUUUCCUCUCCCGGUAGAGUUGGCGACGAACUUGACAGCGACAGGGAAGCGCUCGCGCAGCUCGGCGGGGAUGAAAAGUGCAACAGGUUGCUCCACCGCCGCCAGCCCCGUAACACCACUGACGCCGGAGGAGCGUGCGGCGCUCUGUUGCUUCAUUAUGUACGGCAAUCAGUCUACACCUGCCUCACUGUGGUUCUAUCACCAUGCUGAGAAGUACUCCACUCCGGCGCAGCUUCUCGCCCCCCACGCGGGACCGUCUCGCUCUGCAGUGGCCUCUCAGCAUCGAUGGUGCUUCGUGGCUCUUCGUCAGGCCAUGUCGCUCCUCUGUCGGGUUGUCCGACUGGACAGCUCCGGGUUUUAUCUUCACUCUACGUCUCCAUCGAAAGCCGGAGUCGGCGCAACUGCGGCGACAUGCGGUGACUUAGCUUUAUCUACUGAUGCUCCUGCGGAAUCUGCACGUGCGACGACACUGGAGUUGUAUUGUCGCUUUCAAGCACUUGAGCUCGAGUUGGAAGAUGUGACGCUGCGAACCGAAGCAGCCACGCAGGCAGACACAGUUCCGGAGUCCGUGCGCCAGCAACUGCGAUCGGAUGUGGAGGCGACAGUGGUGUGCAUCAAGGAGAGCUUGAAUGCGCUGGAGGAUACUCUAGUGCAGAUGCUACUCGGCAGCUUUACAGACGUUAGCGUCAAGGGCGCGAGCACGGCGGACAUGUCUGCAGCGCCGUCGCUGGAGUAUGUAGCAAGGAUCCUACGGGAGCUGCCAUUCGUGCUCCAGUCGGAACAGUGGCCUGCCCAGUUUAUUUGUGAUAGUGAUGUUUUGUUAACAGGUGGCGGCUUAGAGCCGGAGAAUGUCGGGGCAAUCACAUCGUCGUCAACUUCCUCUCUUGAGCGGACGCUCCUGGGCACUGCACCGGUCCCUGGGACCGACACUGCAGCGUCGCAGCUUCUCGAGCAGCUGGGAGGUGCGGCGACAUCGCUGGCUUUGCGGAGCCUGUUUGAUCUCUGCCACGCGGACGUGUGGAACCUCCUCGGGGUUGCGGCGGCCUCUCCGAUCAGCCGACUCGCCGCACUCGAGAAACUUGCGGCGGAAGCAUCGAGUGGGUCGGCGAGUGCGGCCACACCGUGUCGACCCGUGCUCGACAUCGAGACCCUCGAGUUCAAAGAGAUUCUCAUACGAGCGUGGAACCGCCAGUACGGCUGCGUUGGCCUCCGCCGGCUCUUUUUCGAGAUGCAGGCACUGUUCUACCAGCUCGCGAUACAUACGCAAGCCACAUCAAAGCUGGCCGGGGGCGGUAGCGGCGCCACCCUUGGCAACGUCUGUGCGCUCUGGGGCACGUGGCGUCUCUCGCUGCAGAAGCGGUCAGCCGCGUUUCUGGCGAAGCUCGGCGCUACUGAGAAGUCUGCCGCUGAGCUUCUCGAUGACUCCACUUUGAGGGUGAACUCGUGUUACUCAAUGCGCCAGCACGCCGUUCCUAUCAGUGGCGUGACAGAGGUGCAGGGAAUGGUCCUUCGCGUUAUCACGAAGUUGCAGGCUGUCGAUACGAAGGGCUGGUUCGCUGUCCCAGCGUUUGACCUGGUGAACGUGGAUUUCACGAGUGUGCGCCACUGGAUUUUGACCCCCGUCUUUGCGCGCAAGUCCAAGCGAGAGGCCUACUGCUGCCUCUGCCGCGUGCUGGAGCGGAUGGUGGACAGCUGUGUGCAGAAGUACGGUCCUACCCAUGCCUUCAGUGUUGUCAUCACAACUGUGCGACAGCAGCUCGUUGACGUGGCUCGUACGGAAGGACUCUUGUAA
Leishmania braziliensis MHOM/BR/75/M2904 is the source of this 1851-nucleotide messenger RNA. RefSeq lists its product as hypothetical. The record is from RefSeq and is a predicted model, not a curated record. Bases 1 to 1851 code for a protein of 616 amino acids. The transcript has a single exon. NCBI's taxonomy places the organism in Eukaryota, Euglenozoa, Kinetoplastea, Trypanosomatida, Trypanosomatidae.